AUGCCUGACCGCUCAAUUCCGGUGCAGAGGAACAGCCGUGAAGAAGCAGAGAAUGAUACCAUGCAACGAGAUCAAAGCAGAAAGUUCCCUUCCCCACAGCACCAGAGUUACUCGGUUGAGGGACACCAUAACGUUGUUCAGCUACAGUAUAAUCAAAAGCAUCCAAAUAUGCGGCAGCUUGCACGUCAAGAAUUUCAACUUGAACCAGACGGGCAUGAUCAAGCACAGUCGGCUGAAACAAACACUAAAAACUUGAGCGACAGCCCUACACUGGAUUACACUGGACAUGAGUAUUCAGAUCAAAAAUAUAGCCCCGCAAACUACGCUGAAUACGUCAAAGAGGAUUACACUUUCAAUAAUCAAAAUGUGUACAACGCCGCUAACUUUGAUGACAGAAAAGAAUUUGGAAGAAAUCACUCGGCUGUAAUACGAGUUGGAGAUCCAAGCGACGUCGAAAGUGCUGACGAAAAUUAUCAACAAAAUACUGCAAAAACUGAGAAUAAAAGAUGCGUAACCACUAAACAACCGAAAAGGAAAACGGCCGAAGAGGAACAACGAAAGGUUGUCAAUGCAAAAUACGCUCAUACAAAUGGGCAACUGUAUAAAAAUCAUACUUUGGCUGUACCAACUCGUUACGAUUCUUCCGUCACCUGUAACGCAAAUGUUAAUCAUAUACAGCUGUCGUCAUAUAAAAAUGUAAACACAUUACCAAUCAACAGUAGCCAAAAACAGAUUCAAAAGAUUUCUCGAGAAUCUACGAAAGAAUCAUCAGAACAGAAAGAAUACGUUAACAGAAACACAGUUUUUACCGACGAAUUUACAGACGAACAGCAGAAGGGACUUAUCAGAAUAGAUGCAGCCAGUGCAGAAAAUACUCUGCGAAUUAACAAACGAUCUAAUAACAGUGAGGAUAUAACCUUUACAAAUACAAAAUCACAAGCUCAGCGAAAUAUUCAACUGCAAAAUGCUCCUGAAGUUAUACAACAAUCGCCACAGUAUAAUAGCCAUCACAAACAGAUGUUUGGUAACGUGAAAAAUCAACAGCGUUCCGUAACAGCUAUACAAACGCAAAUAACAACAAAUCCGUUUGCAAAAAAAAAGUGUGAAAAGGAUGAACGUGAAGGUCAAGUUGCUGAAGAUAACCGCGCAGGAUCAGUACAGAGUGCAGUGGCCAAAUUUAAUAGUAAGAAGUUUCAAAAUUUAAAUGCUGAAGAAAUGAAGCAAAAAGAAUCGAAAUGUGGUGAUGUUCAAAGCACUAAGGAGGAAGAAGUGAGAACACUGUUGCUACAAAAAAAUCAUGACGAUUGUUACGAAGGUGUGCAGGAACCCAUAGAAUACCAACAAAAACAGCGUGGAGACACCAUUCAGCAGAACCCUGCGGCUGUAAAAAGAACUGGAAGUAAGGCUCCUUCAGUGACAAAUACGAUAAAUUCUGACUUUGAUAUGACACCAAAUGGCGUAACUACGGCAAGUGUUGAAUGCAGUAAGGUGCAAGUGAUUCAUUCUAAAAUUUCCCCUGUGUCAACAGAUUCCGCGCUUUCAAGUGAUGACGCAUUCCCAAAUCCACCAAAUUCAGUAAACGGUGUCUCGCUUCAUCUGAAGGACAAUAAUAAAAAAAAUUUUGAUGCUGAAGCUCAACUUCUACUUUGCUAUAUUAAAAGCCAUCGUUCCGUGUUAAAUUAUCUGGGUAUUGGGCUAGCAGACUCAUUGUGGAUAAAAGUUGACGAGAUGCCGAAUUACAAAGUGGAACUUAGAAUUGUUGACGAGAACAAAGAAAAGAUGAAGGAUACAGUACGUGAAAAAAUCUUACACAGGAAGAGUUCUAAUUCUAAAAGUCCAAAACAGAGGCCGACCAAAAAAGCUAAAGAAAUUUCAAAAGUAAAAAUACAGACAGCUACCCCACAGGAACCAAGCUUGACAGCUAACAAUGUUCUUAUAAAAGCGCCAAGAAAAAUGCAGUAUCGACAGCCACGUGACGAUUCUAGUGACGAAGAACAUGUAAGGGCAGCAGAAGAAGAACCUCGCGGCACACUUAACUGUGUUUCAGAAGACGAUCAACAAAUUAUUCAAGAUUUUGAAGACGUCAGCAAGCAGAUGAAUUCAUCACGACCAACAUCGAAUUCGACAAUUUCGAACGAACCAAGGCGACAGUCCGCUGAAUGCGACGACGAUUUUAUAGAAGAUAAGACUGAAAAUGACUUCGACGAUAUGUGCGAGGAAGAAAUGCAAAAAAAUAAAGAACCAACACUUGUACCCCGAGACCUCGAGAAGAGGUAUACAACACAGCCUUUAGAUUACGAUGAAGGUAUUAAAAGCGAGUCAAGGAGUGGGCGAUUUAUGAAAAAGUCUGCUGCGGCACUAAUCGCACGUAAACAGACUAGUGCUGUAAAUUCACCAGCUCCUGUACAGAAAGGGGUUCAUAAGCGAUCUUUGACUACCGAUCCACAGCGCAGUCUCACGAGGGAACAAAAAACUGAAUCACGUAUAGCAGCAGAAAUACGGAACCUGAAAGAACGUGAAGAGGAACUCCGUAGAAGUCGUUCGGAACUGGGACUUCCAUCCUUGGAAGAUAUUGUUGAUACGUGGAAGUGCGGUACGCAGGUCGAGAAAGCACAACUCAGUGAAUUACCACCAUUGAGAAGUGCACGGUCUUACGACCAUCUUCAUGCUGCAUUAGCAGACGAAUCACGGUGCAACACAGAGCCGAGGGUUUCAAAAAGCGAAUCUUUUCACCAUCUACAGGUACCGUAAAC
Enterobius vermicularis (human pinworm) is the source of this 2753-nucleotide messenger RNA. NCBI's taxonomy places the organism in Eukaryota, Metazoa, Nematoda, Chromadorea, Rhabditida, Oxyuridae. The record is from the annotation of a GenBank genome assembly.